AUAUAAAAAACGUCAGCAGAAAUACAAUAUGAGGUGCUGCUCUGCAUAGCUGACAACUAUGAAGUCAUGCACAUAAAUCUAAACUGAGUUUUGAAAUUAAGUCCUCUGUCCUUUCUUUCUCUUUCACUCUGUGUUGCCUUGCCACAACUACACUCCACCUCUCACAGUACACACUCUCUACUCUACUCUACUCAUCAUCCAUAGACCAUAUAGUUCCCCAUCCCCAUCCAUAUUCCAUACCAGUAAGUAAGUAACUCACUCCCAUAACAUUAACAUUUAAUUUAACACACCCCACCCCUCUCUCUCUCUCUCUCUCUCUCUCUUUAGUGGGCCAAAACUUCCAUUUUUAUCAUUCUCUGCACUCUCCAAAAACCUUCUUCAUUUUCACUCACCAACACAAAUCAAUUCAAACAAAGGGAAGAGCCCCAGAUGAAAUCACAGUCUCUGUAACCCAUCAAAUGAGUUUGAGCUUCUCCAUCUCUUGUUGGGGGGUGAAUGGGGUGCAUGGUGUCUCAGCUAGCCGCGAAAUUCGCAUUCUUUCCGCCGUCGCCGCCGACGUACCAGCUCAAGAAGAACGAGGACGGCAAGCUCACGGUGGUCUCCGCGGCGGCGCCGAUUCCCCACGCCGAUGACACCUCCCUCGACGUUCUCCUUGUUGACACCAAGCACGGGAACAAGAUUGUGGCGUUUUAUCUGAGAAACCCCUACGCGCGCCUCACUCUGCUUUAUUCUCAUGGCAAUGCCGCUGACUUGGGUCAACUCUAUGAUCUCUUCGUGCAACUCAAGGUCAAUCUUAGAGUUAAUCUCAUGGGAUAUGACUACUCUGGAUAUGGGGCAUCUACUGGCAAGCCUAGUGAAUCCAGCACAUAUGCUGACAUAGAGGCAAUAUAUGAAUGCCUUGAAACUGAGUAUGGAGUUAGCCAAGAAGAUGUAAUCUUGUAUGGGCAAUCAGUUGGAAGUGGACCAACACUGCACUUGGCUGCUAAAUUGCCUAGGUUGAGAGGUGUGGUUCUUCACAGUGGCAUUCUUUCUGGUCUUCGAGUGCUCUGCCAUGUGAAGUUCACAUUUUGCUUGGACAUUUAUAAGAACAUCAACAAAAUAAAGAAGGUCAAGUGUCCUGUACUUGUAAUACAUGGUACAGAAGACGAUGUUGUCAAUUGGUUACAUGGUAAUGGACUUUGGAAGAUGUCAAGGGAGUCAUAUGAUCCCUUGUGGAUCAAAGGAGGUGGUCACUGCAACUUGGAGCUUUACCCCGAUUACAUCCGCCAUCUUUGCAAAUUCAUCCAAGAAAUGGAGAGCAUGACAACUGAGAAGCGCCUCAAAAAGAUUCGGCAAAGUGCGAACCAAUCCAAGUCAAACACUGGUUGCACCUGUAGUAGAUGCUGUAGAGUGAAGUGUUGUAGAGUUAAAUGUCCUGAAUGCUCUAAUUGCUGUUGCUGCAUGAAUGUUUCCUGGUCUAUCAACUGUCCUGAAUGCUGUUGGAGACCUAGCUGCAAGUGUUGCCGCCUCCCCAAGUUCCCUAGUUGUUUCAGAUCAAUCUGCCGCACAAAAUGGUCGUGGCCUAGCUGUUGUGCAACAAAAUGUUCAUUGUCAUUGCCUAGCUGCUGCUGCUGCUGCUACCCGAAGCGUGCAAGACCAAGUUGCUGUUGCAUGAAUUGUUUCUGUUGGCAAUGUUGUGUAGGAAAACACAGUGAUGGCACAAAUGGAAAACAGAAUGGCUAAUGGUUAAAACAUGGUUGUAUAGAAUGGCCAAGUCUUGCGAACACACCCUUCAAUAUUGUGCAGUGGUGUUAGUGUUACAAAGAGGAAGAGGAAAUAGUGGAUGAUAAUUGUAGGAAAGUGAUAUGAUCCAGUGUCCUCUAUUAUUUUUGGUUUAUUUGGAGUUAUUCCUGAAGUUCUAUUGGAAUUUUUUACUCAUAAAACAUUGGUGUUUUAAUUAACUUUCCUGGCAGGGGAUGAAAGACAUUGUUGUAUCCUUUUAAAGUUUUGAAGUGCACUUGUCUUGGUGUCUAGACUCUAGUAGUAGUAGUAAGACAACAACCUUGAAUAGUCUUUUCAGUGAUGUCACCUUCACAUGUGUAUCUAGCAGCGACAAUGGAGUUACGGAGUUGCAGGAAUUGGGUAAGCUGAUAAUUACGAGCAUUUUCAUU
This is a messenger RNA of Glycine soja, 2150 nucleotides long. RefSeq names its product alpha/beta hydrolase domain-containing protein 17B-like. The coding region runs from base 496 to 1722 and encodes 408 amino acids. NCBI's taxonomy places the organism in Eukaryota, Viridiplantae, Streptophyta, Magnoliopsida, Fabales, Fabaceae. The transcript has 5 exons. The record is from RefSeq and is a predicted model, not a curated record.